AUGGCGCCAACACAAGGUCUUCUCCGGCCUCACGACAAGAACGAGAAAUUUGGCACCAAAACCCGUUUACCAGACACUUACAACCCUCUCUAUUCCUACCGGUUACCGCGCGGGGAGACCAAGCAAUACCUUCAACAAUAUGGCGACAUGUACUUCUUGCGGCUAGCCAAGUUGAAGCCCGUGGUGGAAAAGAUUGCCGAAGCAGAUUGGGAAGACUUUGAGAUCGCCGGGGAGCAUGCGCAGAGGGUCGAUAGAGUCUUGGAUGUGCGACAAGGCCAGCUAUGUUGGGUCGUGGGAACAGUCUACCUCGACAUGGCUCUAAAACCCAACAUCCUCGAAGACAUAUCCAGAGAGCACUGGAUCGCUGGCCCACCUCCGAGGAAAUCCUACUUCUCUCAAGAUGGCGAGACACAGAUCAUGUUGGAGGAUGAAUCUGGGAGAUUACGACUGUCGGGCGCAAUGCUUAAAAACACAUUACUCGUCACCGGUGUCAUUAUAGCCGUCCUCGGAACAGAGAAUGCCAACGGUGACUUCGAUGUCCUUGACAUCCACAUCCCAGAACUACCUCGCCAGCCCAACCGUGGCGAGCGAGACGAAGAAGAGGAUGAGGAAUCCAAGAUGGACCUCGACAACCAACCCCGGAAGAAAAUUGCGCUGGUCAGCGGCCUCAACAUCUCCGGCACCUCGGCCGACACACUACAACUCUCACUGCUCUCCGAAUUCCUCCUGGGAGAAUCCCUCGACACAAUCGACCAAGAAUCCUCGGCACAAAUCACACGGCUCGUCAUCGCGGGCAACUCCAUCGCCGCAGACGCCAUCAUCAGCAACGCAUCCAACCAGCAAAGCGACAAAGCCACAUCGACGCACCACGCCAACAAGAAAUACGGCUACGACGCGUCCUCGUACAAUCCCAUCCCAACACAACUCCUGGACGCCUUCCUAUCCGAACUCCUCCCCACCGUCCCGAUAACCAUCAUGUCCGGAGAACAAGACCCGGCCAACACGUCUCUCCCACAACAACCCAUCCACCCCGCCAUCUUCCCGCAUUCCCGUGCCUACAGUUCCACGACCACCAUCACCUCCCUCGACACGAUCCCCACAUCAAACACCCAACCAGGCUGGUUUGACUCGGUGACGAACCCCUGGGACGGCGACAUCAGCGGCUGGCGGUUCAUGGGCAACUCCGGACAGCCGGUCGACGACAUCCUGAAGUACGUGGACCUGGGGGGCCCGGACGGCAGCGGCGCCGACGGCCGCCUCGAGGUCAUGGAGAGCAUGCUGCGCUGGCGGUGCGGCGCCCCAACCGCCCCGGACACGCUGCACUGCUACCCGUUCCAGGAGCGCGACCAGUUCGUCAUCGAUGCGUGCCCGCACGUUUUCUUCGUCGGCAAUCAGCCCCGGUUUGACACGGCCGUCAUCGAUGGGCCCGGUGGGCAGACGGUGAGACUCGUCGCCGUGCCGAGUUUUAGCGUCACGGGCGAGUUGGUGUUGGUGGAUGCCGAGACGUUGGAGGUCGAGGUCGUGAGGUUUGAUGUUGAUGAUGGGUAG
Exophiala bonariae is the source of this 1548-nucleotide messenger RNA. RefSeq lists its product as uncharacterized. The transcript has a single exon. The coding region runs from base 1 to 1548 and encodes 515 amino acids. Gene Ontology annotation, cellular component: delta DNA polymerase complex. The record is from RefSeq and is a predicted model, not a curated record. Gene Ontology annotation, biological process: DNA replication; DNA strand elongation involved in DNA replication. NCBI's taxonomy places the organism in Eukaryota, Fungi, Ascomycota, Eurotiomycetes, Chaetothyriales, Herpotrichiellaceae. Gene Ontology annotation, molecular function: DNA binding.